AUGGGUGCAUUGACGAAAAUCCGUCACCUACCAGAACAAUAUCCCAUGAUCCGGGGCAUGGUGUCGUAUGCCAUCAUCUGGCCAAGCUGCAGCCUGACCCAGGAGUACUUGGAACGUGGAACGACCAUAGAACACGCCGACUGGGCCCGAGCUGCUCGUUUCGGCUUUUUCGGAGCUUUCUGCAUGGCUCCUGUAUUCUACGGCUGGAUGAAGUACACCAGUCGAUUCUUCAAGAGGAAUAGUAUUGCAUCUGCUAUAAAGAGAGCUGCCAUCGAGCAAGUAUCAUACGGUCCCCUAGCAUUAGCUUACUUCUACUUCGGAAUGAGCCUCCUCGAAAUGAAACCGAUCAGCGAAUGCGUUAACGAGGUGAAAAAAAAAUUUUGGCCGACCUACAAGAUUGGAGUGUUUUACUGGCCCUUGGUACAGACGUUAAACUUUUAUUUUAUCGCAGAAAAGAAUAGAAUUAUCUUCGUAAGUGCUGCUAGUUUCGUCUGGACAGUAUAUCUAUCACACAUGAAAUCUAUGGAUAUGACGAAGAAAUCGAAAUGA
Molecule: messenger RNA, 549 nt
Organism: Spodoptera littoralis (African cotton leafworm)
Lineage: Eukaryota; Metazoa; Arthropoda; Insecta; Lepidoptera; Noctuidae
Source: the annotation of a GenBank genome assembly